ACUAAAACAAACAAGAUGACGGUGAAAUGGAGCGAUCUGGGUUUGGCCUUCUUCAUCGUGCUGUCCCUGGUGAUGACAGGAUGCUUCUUCUGGCAAUAUCAGAUGCCAAAACUUCUGCCAGAUGAAGGGAGGGGUCGCAAUGCCGAGUCAGAGAUGAUGUGUCCUCGCUUCCCCGAGCCUCUCCAGCUGGAGCAUCCUAUCCCUAGCCUGAAGGAGGCUCUGGAAAAGGUGGAUGCUUUGCUUCGACAGACCGUCAAUCCUGUCAGCCUUCCCUCACUGUCAGCCAUCGUGAUCUUAAACGACACUGUUUUGUGGACUGGUAACUUUGGAAAAAGGAAUAGCAGUGACCCUCUCUCAGGUGCCCCAAAUGAGUACACAAUUUACAGAAUUGCAAGCCUAUCCAAAAUCUUCCCGACCUUGAUGCUGUACAAACUGUGGGAGGACGGGAAGAUUGGCUCCCUGGAUGACCCUCUGGAGAAAUACGUGGAGAACUUUACCAUCAAAAACCCCCUGGGGAAGUCGCGGGACUCAGAGCUAAAGUACGUGACAGACGGUCUGAUAUUUCUUGACAGUGGGGAGGUUCAGAUCCGCUCCUCCUCAGUCACUCUGCGCAGGAUGGCCAGCCAGCUCUCAGGCUUACCCAGGAGACUCCGGGCCACAAGCCUGCUUUGGAAAGGAAAAACACAAACUGCAAUUAAUCUGCUUCAAGAUGAUGUCCUCGUCGCAGACCCAGGCACUAAAUGUCAUUACAGCAACCUCGCCUUCUCACUGUUGGCUCAUGUGAUGGCCGAGCGAGUGGCUGCCGUGGACUACCAGCGCUGGAUCACAGACAACAUCCUGGAUCGGCUGGGUAUGGAGGACACUGGCUUCGACAUCACCCCAGGGCUCCAGAGCCAGGUGGCCGUGGGAGUGUACUCCAACGGGAAGCCGGCGCCGCUCUACGACCUGGGCUGGUACCGGCCCUCAGGUCAGAUGUUUUCCACUGCUGCAGACAUGGCCAAGCUCGCUAUGAUGCUGCUGGGCGCAUAUCACCGCAAGAUGCUAGAGCCAGACUCAUUGAAGAUCAUGCUGACCCCCCUCUUCAGGUGCGAAAAGGACUACUUUGCCAACCGUACUGGGACGCCAUGGGAAGUGAAUGAGUUCAUGGGCUACGAGAUGGUUCGUAAAGAUGGUGAUCUGGACGGGUACUCUGCCACCUUCUCCCUGGUGUCAAAACUGAAGCUCGGUCUGGUGGUGUUAAUGGCUGGUAGCCGGUCUGAGAAGCAGGACCUGGUCACUAAGGCCUACUCCUACAUCAUACCAGCUAUAGAAAGAGCCUUUAGGGAUGCUACGAAGGUCCUUAAUCCUCCGCCAAAACCAGAACCUUACAUCGGCUUUUUCACCUACAGCAACAUCACCUUCUAUGAGAUCAAAGUCGGGCCAGACGGCGUUCUGAUCAUGCAACAGUUUGGGCCUCAAAUUGAAGAGCUGAUCCCAGAGAAGUACAGGACAAUAAAGCUGAACUACCUGGUGGACCGGGUGUUCAGAGUUGUUUUUGAAAAAGAGUACCCUUGUGUUUUGCAAGUAGGCACAGCCUCAGUGUCCCUGGAAGCCCAAGAUGGCCAGCUUUUUAACUUCUACAUAUUUGACAAGCGUGGUUUGUCCCCUGGCUUCGAUGCACCAGGACUUAACACGUAUAAUGUGGUAAGAAUAGCCCGCAGACCGACUUUCUCGAGCUGA
Messenger RNA from Trematomus bernacchii (emerald rockcod), 1719 nucleotides. RefSeq names its product lactamase, beta-like 1b (gene lactbl1b). The transcript has 6 exons. Bases 16 to 1719 code for a protein of 567 amino acids. The record is from RefSeq and is a predicted model, not a curated record. Lineage: Eukaryota; Metazoa; Chordata; Actinopteri; Perciformes; Nototheniidae.